Messenger RNA from Micropterus salmoides (largemouth bass), 2176 nucleotides. Its product is annotated as radial spoke head protein 6 homolog A-like. NCBI's taxonomy places the organism in Eukaryota, Metazoa, Chordata, Actinopteri, Centrarchiformes, Centrarchidae. The record is from RefSeq and is a predicted model, not a curated record. The transcript is spliced from 7 exons. Gene Ontology annotation, biological process: cilium assembly; axoneme assembly; cilium movement involved in cell motility. Gene Ontology annotation, cellular component: radial spoke; axoneme. The coding region runs from base 135 to 1685 and encodes 516 amino acids.
GACGCCUCCGCUGUUUACCGCGCUGCUGUGAAAGACUUCGUGAAUGCUUUUUUCAGUCUUGUAGCUACAGUUAGCAGACAGUGUUUCUCAGCUAAAAGUUCAGAAACAAAUUGAAUAAACGCAGGUGAGAAAGGAUGGACACUCCAGAUGGAAACCAAGACGGAAGUGAGCAGAGACCGCUGUCUGCUGCUUCGUUCAAGGCCUUCAUGUUGAAAAGCAGCACGAGAAGCAACCUGAACCUAUAUGACCACCUCACUCAGUUGCUGAUAAAAGUGAUGGAUGAGCGUCCACAGAAUGUGGUGGAUGUGAUUGAGGACAUGAGCCAUGACGUGAAGCAGGGUUUAUUUGAAGACAAGCAGAGCACCCUGCGAGUCCUUCCACAGGCUACAGCUGCUGAGUUGCUGGCUGAGCGGCAACGCCUGCUGUUUUCUCGGCAAGAAGAGACUGAACAGGAGGAAGAACUGGUAGAAACACCUCUUCCCAACGUGAGUGAGAUUGGCUUCUACCUGGAGCAGGCUGGAGUAGGUCUGGGCAGGGAGGAGAUGCAGAGGGUCUUCCUCGCACUCAAGCAGCUUGUUGAGUCGCAGGCGCUGCUGCGCUGCCGACUGUGGGGCAAGGUUCUGGGUACAGAGAGCAGCUAUGUUGUUGCCGAAGCUGAAUACAGAGAGGGGGAGGAAGAGGAAGAGCAAAGCACUGAGGAAGCAGCUGAGGAAGAGGAGAGAGAGGCAGACACUCAGGAGAAUGAGAUGGAUCCACUUCCUCAGUUGACCUAUCAACCCCUACCAGUAGUGCCAAAGGAACCCAUAGGAACAGGUGCAAACAAGUAUGUUUACUAUGUGUGCAAAGAGCCUGGUCUUCCUUGGGUAAAGCUUCCUUCAGUCACUCCUGCACAGAUCACUGUUGCGCGCCAGAUCCGUAAAUUCUUCACUGGGAGGCUUGACGCCCCAGUUGUGAGCUACCCGCCUUUCCCUGGGAAUGAAGCUAACUAUCUGAGGGCACAGAUUGCUCGGAUCUCUGCUGGCACACAAGUCAGCCCCCAGGGCUUCUUCCAGGCUGGAGAAGAGGAAGGUGAUGAGGAAGAUGAGGCACCGCGGGACAGCUACGAAGUGAAUCCUGACUUUGAGGGCAUUCCAGUUGCUGAGAUGUCUGAAUCCACCUGGGUGCAUCAUGUUCAGCACAUCCUACAGCAGGGUCGCUGUACUUGGGUGAACCUGGCUGUGAAACCAGGAGAAGACUCUAAUGAGGAAGGAGAGGCUGAGGAUAAAGAAGAGGAGCCUGAUGAGCCUGAGCCGGAAGUUGGACCCCCUCUGCUCACUCCUCUCUCCCAAGAUGCAGAAAUCUUCAACACCCCUCCCUGGACCUCCAAGAUGUCCUCCGCUCUCACCUCUCAGCAUGCAGUAGCUGUGCUGCGUUCCAACCUCUGGCCAGGGGCAUAUGCAUACGCCUGUGGAAAGAAGUUUGAAAACAUAUAUAUUGGAUGGGGUCUGAAGUACACAGGUGAAGGGUACAGCCCACCUGUCCUCCCGCUACCACAGAAAGAAUAUCCUAGUGGACCAGAAAUCACUGAGGCCCUGGACCCAUCACUGGAGGAGGAACAGGCAGUGAAAGAAGCUUUAGAGGAGCAGCAAGCUGCCCAGGAGGAGAUGGAGGACACGGAGGAAGAAGAGGAGGAAAAUGAUGACUGAGAAAACAGUUUCUACAUUUUUCAAGAACUUAUUUGGAAGUCACUAGCCAAAUAAAUCAGUUUACUCAGCAACAUGGCUUGAUGUAAAUUCAGGUGAUGGUUCAAUAACCAAGGAGGGCAAUAGUGGAAAGAUGAGGCAAUGCUUGCUUUGCCCCAUGCAGCUUGUAACCACUAGUGGCACAAUGGAAUAAUCUUUUACAUGUGGGUCCCCAUUUUGUUCUUGUGCACACUACAGCCUGCCCAAGCUAAUUGCAGGUAAACUGGUACUGUGUUUAGAGCAGCUGAUAUAAGUGUUGUUGCAUAGUUUCCCCACCAGAGGGCGCUCUGUGGUUGGAACACCACAAAACACAGCAAUCAGCUGACAUGAUCAGCUGUACUUUUGUUCAAAGUAGAACCCCCAUUUCCAGAAAUGUGUUCUGGGAUAUAGUAAUUCAUGCCGCAUUGUCAAAGGGCUCGAACCUCACUUAGAAAUAAAGCACACACCUGUUUUCA